GCACUGACACCAGCACAUCCAGUCCUCUGUGGCCUUCGGGUCAUUCACAUCACCUUACAUGUUCUGGCUGGCUUUGCAGGGGGCACAACAAACCCUUCCAGGUCCUAGUGCCCCGUCCUCACUAUAUGGUGAAUUUGGAGACACGGAUAAGAUUGAUAAACGACCCAAGAGCAAGCCGGAGAAAAAGGAAGUACUGGUGGUGACCGUUAUGAAGGAACCGCGUGCUAAGCAUCCCUUACAAAAUCGGUGGGCUCUAUGGUUUUACAAGAAUGACAAAAGCAAAAUGUGGCAGGACAAUCUCAGACUCAUCACAAAGUUUGAUACUGUUGAGGACUUCUGGGGGUUGUACAACAAUAUUCAGCCAGCCAGCAAGCUCUCAUCAGGCUGUGACUAUUCUGUGUUCAAGGAUGGUAUUGAGCCCAUGUGGGAGGACAGGAGUAAUAAAUGCGGUGGCCGCUGGCUGAUCACCCUCUCCAAGCAACAGAGACACACCGAGCUGGACCGUUUCUGGAGGGAAACGCUGCUGUGUCUUAUCGGGGAGGGCUUCGGCCCAUAUAGCAGAGAUGUCUGCGGCGCCGUUAUUAACGUUCGUGCCAAGGGGGACAAAAUUGCCGUAUGGACCACCAACACUGAGAAUGCUGAGGCUGUGACCUACAUUGGCCGCAAGUACAAAGAGACUCUUGGCCUCCCUGCAAAGCUUGUUAUUGGAUAUCAGGCCCAUGCAGACACAGCCACCAAGAGCAACUCCCUUACCAAGAACAAGUUUGUUGUAUGAAUCGACACGGUGGUGUGUGGGAUGUGGCUUUUGUCGUGGUCGGACGGCUGCCGACGAACCUUGUCACGAGACGAUUUUUGGGAUUCCUUUGAUUCACUUAGGGAAUUUUUGUCAAGUUGAAUAAAUGGGCUGGGUGGAGGGAGAGUGUUGAUGCACUGCGUGCCAGAGACCUUGUUGUAACUGAAGUACUGUGGUUUAAGUUAUCCGUUCAAGUGUGUAUUCUUUGCGAAGUUGGAAGCUACAUUUGCUGGGGUUGUUCCCCU
Molecule: messenger RNA, 1038 nt
Organism: Electrophorus electricus (electric eel)
Lineage: Eukaryota; Metazoa; Chordata; Actinopteri; Gymnotiformes; Gymnotidae
Gene: eif4e1b
Product: eukaryotic translation initiation factor 4E family member 1B
Biological process (GO): translational initiation
Cellular component (GO): eukaryotic translation initiation factor 4F complex; cytoplasm
Molecular function (GO): translation initiation factor activity; RNA 7-methylguanosine cap binding
Source: RefSeq, a predicted model, not a curated record